Prorocentrum cordatum is the source of this 2106-nucleotide messenger RNA. Lineage: Eukaryota; Dinophyceae; Prorocentrales; Prorocentraceae. The record is from the annotation of a GenBank genome assembly.
CUCAACGGCUCGUUGUCGUUUUCCUCUCCCUCCCCUUAUUCUCCACGCCCAAUGCCUCCGCGCAUCUCCUCGCCCUGUUGGUGUUGGUGUCGCCUUUCCUUGUCCCCGUCCUUCCUCCAGCCCCUCUCCGGGGGUCUUCGCCCGCGCCCUCGCCGCCGCGAUGGCGGCGGCGGAGGCCGCGGCGCCCGGGCGGUGCUCGGCGCUGGGGCAGGUCGCGCGGCUCGCGGGGCCCACGAUGGGCAUGUACUUGCUGCUGAUGGCCACCGAGACCAUCUCGCUGCUCUUCCUAUCGCGGGCCGGAGGGGAGGUUGUCCCCGGCGGGGCCCGGGGAAGCUCCAACGCGGAGAUCGCAGGGCUCGGCCUGGGCAACCUCGUCUACAACUGCGCUGCCCUGGCGGUGGGCUUCGGCUUCACGGGCUCCCAGGACACUCUGGUGACGCAGGCUUACGGGCGGGGCCGUCACGACCUGUGCGAGUUGUAUUUGCACCGCUGCCAGGUUUGGAUGUUUGCGGUCACCGUCGCUUGCGGCAGCGUGGUGGUCUUCACGGAGCCGCUUCUGUUACUGCUGCGGGCAUGCGACGAGGAGACGGCGUUGCACGCGGGAACCUACACCCGGCUGUGCGCGCUGGGUCUGCCGGGGCUGUUCCAGUACAGCGCGCUCAGGAAGUUCCUGAUGGCGCAGAAGCUCCCAAGGCCCUCGUUGUGGGUUCAGUGCGCCUCCGUGCCCCUGCACGUCGCCUGGUGUGCGCUGCUGGUGCCCUCCCGUCGCAUACAGGGCGUCGGCAUCGCCAUGGCGCUGAAGAGCUGGACGGACCUGUGCCUGCUCGGCUUGUACGCGUCCAUCAGCAAUCCGCGGCCAGGCUGCCGCGACUGGUGGCGCUUCUGGAGGGCGCUGCGGGGCCGCCGCAGGUGGGACGGAUUGCAGGAGUACCUGUGGCUGGCUCUGCCGGUAGUGGCCAUGAUGGCCGUGGAGUGGUGGGCCUUCGAGAUGUUGUCGCUGGCCGUCGGGUAUUUCCACUCGCGGGAGAAGCUCGCUGCUCACGUCACAGCCGUCAACGUCGCUAGCAUCCUGUAUCUGGCCGGCACGGGCGCCCAGAAGGCGACCGCCACGCUGGUGGGGGGCGCGGUAGGCCGCGGGGACGAGGCGUCCGUGCGCCGCUUCUUCCGUGCGGCGCUGGAGUGGAACUGCGGUGCCGGCGCGCUCAUGGGCCUCGCCGUCGUGGUGCUGCGGGGCGAGAUCGCGGUGGCGUUCGACCCGAACAGCCCUGGCGUGCAGGACCUCCUGAUGAGGCUUCUGCCGCUGCUGGCCGUCCAGGGGGUAAUCGACGGGGUGAACCAAGUCAUGCAGGGUGCGCUCCAGGGCUUUGGAUUGCAGAACCGCGCCUCGCGCGUGUCGCUCCUCUGCUACUGGGUGAUCCAGCUGCCCGUUGCCCUCACGUUCGGCUUCCCGCUUGGGCUCGGAGUGCCCGGCCUGUGGCUCGGCUGCAUCUUUUGCAGCACUGUGGCCUUCGUGCUCAACACCUCGCUAUUCUGCCGUGCCAGCUUCUCAGAGGCCUCCAUCGCCGCGCGCGCGCGGAUGGAGGCGGACACCUCGCGACAGGUUUCCGCGGAGGAUUUGGCGAGGCCCCUAGAGGACGCCGAGGGUGGCGACAAUUUUUCUCUUCCGGUUGGCAGCAGCGGCGGGGAUGCGAUCCAGCCGGCACAGGCCUGCAAGCCGCCAACAUGAGGGGUUUGCCAGCGGCAUGGCAAGCAAACCCGCGUGCCUGCAGGCUUGCACAGAGUGUGCGCGCUGGGACAGUGGAGGCUCCGCCACUUUCCAGUACAGGUGUUUUUGUUUUCCUCUCUUGCUGGAGAUCCGAUGUGUGCGCAUAGCAGUCAACGCAUCUUAUUCGGCCAGUGAAUGGUGCGAACCACUCCCGCCGAUGUGACAGGGAACUCCUUCGUGGCCACACUUUGCCGGGCGAUCCAGCAUGGCGCGAUAUAGUAGGGCGCUCCUUCUGUGCACUGAUGACUACGCUUUGCGCUCUGUGAUUGCAGCCUCACGCGUAAUCAAUGAAACAUGUCAUGCUCAGAAACAAAGACAAGCUAGCUAUCGCAGAAGGCAUC